Molecule: messenger RNA, 1238 nt
Organism: Lentinula edodes (shiitake mushroom)
Lineage: Eukaryota; Fungi; Basidiomycota; Agaricomycetes; Agaricales; Omphalotaceae
Exons: 5
Coding region: 375-1184 (269 amino acids)
Source: RefSeq, a predicted model, not a curated record
AGUCGCUAAGCACGUGAUGGUUGCUCAUCAAUGUCGGUGACUCACCUGUCUCUGACUGCCUAUCAUCAAGAUUCAAAUGAACCUGAAAACCAACUCCGCGUCGACGUCCAACGACCUUGCUUCCACCUCAAGAAAUUUUGCGUCCUACAUACUAUCAGACGAUGAUUGCUUACCACCUCCGAACUCUCGAGACGCGACUUCGCACCUUGAACGAAACAGAGAGAUCCAGGAAGAUGUUUAUUACGGAAAGCUUGCGUUCAAUCACAAUAUCAGUGCGCACUAUCACAAGUACGCCUAUACCAGACCAUUGGAGAUCACCCUCACUAUAACUCUAGUUUAGGUUGUGCUCAGAAGCUUGUAGUCAUCGACUGCGAAUGAAACACGGUAUUGCAGACAUGGCAUUACUCCAAGAGGUCCUUCAGUUCGUUGAUGGUCGUAUAAACGAGAUGCACGCUAUAUUCUUGCCUCCGGUUCCUUUGACACCACGAAAGAUGCCAACGCGAUUAUCUAGGGAAGAGAUUCCUCGAGAUCCUAAUGAUGCGAACACCCGUUCGUCAUUACGCAGCAAGACGAAUAUCAGAGGAGAUACAGAGUCCAGGACCGUAGGGAACCCUACUUCAAACACGCCUAAACGCAGCUUAUAUCGAACAGACGCGUCUCCGGUUCGUUCGACACCUGCUACGCCUUUUGACCUGCUGCUGGAGCAUAAAGAUAUGGCAGUCCCAGAUUCCCCACAAACGCCUACGAGAAAACCUGGUCUUACAAGAAUUCGGUCAGAAGGCACUCAAAAGGUGGUCGCAAAUACAUCAAAUAUUCUCAAAUCUGGAAAAAUCAUAUCUACCACUGUUAUCAUCAUAUCUGACGAUGAAGACGAGAGUGUUCCUGCUAUGGAUCCCGUGAAUGAAAUGCCCAAUCUGUUCAAAGAGUUGAACCGUUUCCGACGAAAGCUUUCUACAUCGCUUGGUCGACUUCCUGAAGAAAUAAUUCCCCUUCAAACACUCAAGCAACUUAGCAUACAACCGCCAUCUGACUACAAGAUGUACCAGAGGAUUCUUGCUGAUACUUCUGGCAUACCACACAAUAAUAUUGAGGAACGUGAAGCAUACGUGGCGGAGAAAUGGAAGGAAUCCGGGAGCAAGUUUUUUGCGCUUUGCACGCAAUUUCGGAGGAGACAAGAAGAUUAAAUUCCAUAAAUAAUUGUAGAGCACAUUGAUUUCUGGUACAGCUGUAACUUUGAA